Molecule: messenger RNA, 2010 nt
Organism: Fusarium fujikuroi IMI 58289
Lineage: Eukaryota; Fungi; Ascomycota; Sordariomycetes; Hypocreales; Nectriaceae
Exons: 2
Coding region: 1-2010 (669 amino acids)
Source: RefSeq, a predicted model, not a curated record
AUGCCUUCAUCACAAAAUCAUCCGGUUUCUUUUACGAAGAGCGGUUCUGAACAAGAUGAAUGGCCGAUUCUUAGCACAAACGACCACGAGCUUCUGUCCCCACGCGAAGCGCAGAGCCCAGAUCCGACGAUGAAUAAAACUGAGCGCAGUAAAGCUGUCAGGCGAUUCACCGGGUUUGCUUCCAUCAAACGAAAUAGCGACAGGUUCUGGAAGGUGUGGGAUGUAUACGUGAACAAGCCCUGGAACAUGUACGUCUUGGUCAUCAUUGGCACCCUCUUCGCCGUUGGUCAUCACCUAUUCUAUCUUCAUCUCGAUGGCAAAGAAGCUAUCAACCAGUCUAUGAUGCUACGCUACGGCACGGUCAUCGCAUUUUUUGCUAAAGCUAGUCUCGGUACAGCCGUUACUAUCGCCUUUCACCAAAGAGCAUGGAGGGUAGUCCGGUUCAAAACAGCUCGGGUUGAGACCAUCGACUCGAUCUUCACUGCCAACACGGACUUCUCCUCUCUCUUGACGUGGAGCUCUAUUCGGAAGGCUAAAAUCGGGACUCUUCUUGCGCUUUACUGUUGGGUCACUCCUUUGGUUGUGAUAUUAACAUCAGAAACUCUCUCGGUCGUGGUCGGGGUGUUUGAAGAAACAACUACAUGUCAGUCUGUUCGGACUUUGAACUUUGAGAACGAGGAGAAUGUGUAUUGGCGGGAUCCUCAGAAGAUAGAUGACCAGUUUCUGAUCUCCCUGUCUUUAUGGAAUUCGACAUUUGACUAUGAUGAGAGUCCUUCGGACUCGGAGGCGGAGGGCUUUGACUAUUACCAUAGUUCAAGCAAGCAGUUCGAUAUGUUGAUUGCCACCAAAACGGCAUUAAUCGGUGAGCCCAUAGUUCGAAAGGAAUCGGGUGUUGAGAUCUGUGGACAGGGCUGGAACUGCUCCUAUGUCGCCAACUUUGUUGCUCCUGGUUACAAGUGCCAGGAGUUAGCAUCAGGAGUAGAUUCCGAAGUCAAAAAGCUUGGGAAUGCUACAGCGCCCUUCAACACCUCUGUGAUAGCGCCAAUGGGGAAUCGAACAUAUUAUGCCAUCAACGACCGAGGUGAAUAUGGCGAUCCUCAGAUGCCAUCUCAUGCGGGGGGAAGGCCGAAGCAAGAUCCUCCGUAUCCGGACAACUUUGGAGCAUUCAGAACAGAGCCUAUUAUGUGGAUUGGCUACGCAGCUGUGGAUGAUCUUUCGGUCCCUCAGCCAGAUAUGCCAGGCACAGACGCUUGGAAGAAGGCCUAUACACCUGUCAUCAUCGGAUGCGAACAUUACGAGGUUAACUACACUGCCCAGUUCAAUUACACGGGCGGUGCACAAUUCAAAGACCCCGAUAAGAGGUUGAAAGACCGAACGCAAGCUGUCCCUGACAGGAACUACAUAUUCCCUACGGACGUCAAAAGAUACCGCCGAACGGCAGCUUACCAUUCAAUUGGAUCUAUGUUGAGAAGAUACCUGAAUGGAACCACGGUGAUGCCAAAUUACAACGUGAAUUCAGAGCUCCUAUACACUCGGCUGAUCACACCAGUAAACUACCUCCCAAUCAAGAACUUUCGGCAGGGCAUACAGAGUCUUUAUGAGGACAUGAUCAUUUCUCUCUUUGCAGAACCUUCCUUCAGCGCUGUAUCGUGGGCGGCGAAUGGGAAACCAUCUGGUAUUGCCAGGGGAGGUCCAUCAACGGCCUAUCCUUGCCGGCGUGAGAGAAUAGCGACUUUCUUUCACUACAACAUGGCCCAGCUUCUAAGUGUUUAUGCGGCGAGUAUAGUUUUGGCGGGCAUUGGUGUGUUAUUGGGGCUGCAGGCUUAUCUUGAGGAGGGCGCUAUGCGCGAUAUGAAGCCGUCCUCGAUAAUAGAAGCUUCGCGGGCGUCGAGUCUUGAUGUACUGGGUGCACGGCGAGGAGGGGGUGUCAAGAUUGGGUAUGGACUUGUUCAUGAAGAGGCUGGUAGGAGUGUGAGAAGUUUUGGGGUCGAAGGGAAUGUGCAGCAAUAG